Molecule: messenger RNA, 840 nt
Organism: Spodoptera frugiperda (fall armyworm)
Lineage: Eukaryota; Metazoa; Arthropoda; Insecta; Lepidoptera; Noctuidae
Product: DNA replication complex GINS protein PSF1
Exons: 3
Coding region: 160-747 (195 amino acids)
Biological process (GO): DNA replication; DNA strand elongation involved in mitotic DNA replication
Cellular component (GO): GINS complex
Source: RefSeq, a predicted model, not a curated record
AUAAACGAAAUGUCAAAUACUUUUGUCAAUGUGAAUAAAAUAAACUUUAUUUUGCCGCCUUAUUUUCUAACUUAAUUUAUUUGUUUGAUGAUUAUUUAUUGUGAAUAGUUUUAGUAUUGUGUAAAUAGGUACUUACGUUUAGUGUUAUCUAUUCUAACCAUGUUUGCUGAAAAAGUAAUAGAAUUAUUGAAGGAAGCAGAAAGAAAUCCCGUUACCAUCGACCCAUUCAAUGAUGAUAAGAUACGGCAAAUAUUGGAGGAGAUGCAGACUUUGUUUAGGAUGAAUAUGAACGAUGCUAAUGCAACAACGGAAAAUAAAUCUCUGUGGACCACAGUUCAAGUGAGGCAUUCUGCACUAGAACGGAACAAACGUUGCCUCCUUGCAUAUCUCUACAGCAGAAUGGCCAAAAUUAAGACUUUAAGAUGGGAGUUUGGUGCCAUACUACCUGCCGAUGUCCGUGAACUGCUAUCAGAUGAUGAAUAUGAGUGGUUUACAAAAUAUUCUAUGAACUUAGCUUCAUAUAUGAGAUCAUUGGGCCAAGAUAUAGGUUAUAAUGGUAUUGACUUAACGGAGAACCUUAAACCACCAAAAUCUUUGUACAUUGAAGUUCUAUGUAUGGCGGACUAUGGCAAACUGGAACUGGAAGAUGGUGAUGUGAUCUUGUUAAAAAAGAAUAGUAGACAUUUCUUGCCAACAUCGGAAUGUCAAACACUUAUCCGACAAGGGAUACUAAAACAAAUAAGUUAGAAUAAAUAUCAUUUUAAGAACUAAACACAAUGAUGUAGUUUUAUACAUCAUUGAUUAAAGAAGUGUAAAUAAUAAAUGGAUGUUCGGAAAGAA